Molecule: messenger RNA, 750 nt
Organism: Cetraspora pellucida
Lineage: Eukaryota; Fungi; Glomeromycota; Glomeromycetes; Diversisporales; Gigasporaceae
Source: the annotation of a GenBank genome assembly
AUGACAUACACAAACGCACACCGUCUUUUUGUCCAAGCCUCUAUGUCAGAACGCUUCUUCACGGAAGCUAAAGCUAUUGAUAUGUAUACAAAAGCUUGUGACGCAAAUAAUGCUUUUAUCUAUUAUUUAAAUACUUCUCUGGCUUUAUAUUUUGUAAUUCUCGUUAUGUCAAUAAACAAAGAAAGAGCUCCAGAAGAAUUUCAAGAGUUCGUCUCGACAAUUAAUCAAAAACUUAAUCUUGUUGAUAUGGAGUUUCGAAGAAGUCAUGAAGAAGAUGAUGGAAAUCCAGUUUGGGCUCUAGUAAACACUAACGGAGAUGAAAUUGCAAAAUUAGCCACCGAAUACUCUCCUGUUGAGAUUUCAUACUUCAAACGAUUGAUUGAACUUAUUGUGACUGCGGAUGAUGACGCGUUUUCCGCCUCUUCAAUUAUGUCGUUGAAAGAAGCCUCAAAAAUCAAGACACCUCUUACAAAAAGUGCAGCAGAAACUCUUCUGCAACGAUUUGUUGAUGAUAAAUGGCUAAUUCAAUCACAGUUACGAUUCAUAAAAUGGAAAAUAUUCUAUGAGUCAAAGAACAAUUCUCGAACUACAAGCUUAUCUGAAAGACGAGGUCAACGUUGUGACGUACAGGAAUGUAAGUCGCGUUUUCACCAUCACUGUGCACGUCGUUAUUUUUCAUCGCAAAAUGAGAAAGUUUGUCCAGCAUGUAAAAUUGCUUGGAAGAGUUCUAAUAUUGUUGGGGAUCAUUAG